Plectropomus leopardus (leopard coralgrouper) is the source of this 2532-nucleotide messenger RNA. The record is from RefSeq and is a predicted model, not a curated record. NCBI's taxonomy places the organism in Eukaryota, Metazoa, Chordata, Actinopteri, Perciformes, Serranidae.
AUCCCCUGCCCAGCCAACAGCCACUUCGAGUCCCAAGGCACAGCCUGUCCAGCUACUUGCAUCAAUCCCAAUUCUACCCACAACUGUCCUCUCCCUGCCCAGGAAAGCUGCAUCUGCAAUUCAGGCUACGUCCUCAGUGCUGGGGUAUGCGUCCCUCAUGCUGAGUGUGGCUGCAGCUUUGAGGGUCGCUACUACCGCUCUGGAGAAACUGUAAUACUAGAUGAGGACUGUGGGAGACGUUGUAGCUGCAGUUAUGGCUCCAUGACCUGCCGCUUCCAUGGAUGUGGCCUACACGAGUCUUGCAGGGUGGAGGAGGGAGAAAGAGGAUGUAGACCUAAUGGUUUUGCAACUUGCUGGACAAGAGGCCCAGGGACAUAUCAAACUUUUGAUGGACUGACAUACAGGUAUCCUGGUGCAUGUCGACUUACCCUUGCCAAAGUAAUGGGAUUAUCUAGUCAUCCACAUUUUGUGGUGACUGCUGAAAAAGUGCCCAGAGGUCAGCAGGGCUUUACCAGGGUACUAAAAUUUGAGGCAGAGGGAACACAAAUCUCCAUUGAAAUGACAGCAAGCAGCAAAGUUCAGGUUGACGGUCAGCGGAUCAGACUACCCUUCAGAUCAGCAUCCAACAGAAUCCAGAUCUACCACAGCAACAUUCACAGUAUCAUCCUGCGCACCUCCUUUGGUGUAACGGUGCAGACAGUCUGGCCUCACUUUGUGCGUGUCACUGCACCUAGCAUCUACAGUAAUUCACUGGGUGGACUGGGUGGUAAUUACAAUGGUCAACCACAUGAUGACUUUCGCACACCCAAUGGCAUUCUAGUCAACAGUUCCCUGGAGUUUGGGGACAGUUGGCGAGAUGGCUCCCUCGCUGCACACUGUGUGGAAAGUGUAAAUCAGAACUCCAGAACAAACUACAAUUCUAGUGAGUACUGUGGUAUCCUUGGCUCACCUCAUGGGCCUUUUACCCAGUGUUGGGCCAUGGUAGAUCCACAGGAGAAUGUGGAUGCAUGUGUGGAGAUCAUAAGGACCUCUAGAAAUCCUGCUUCAGCACGUUGUGAGGUCCUGCGCGAUUAUGCACUGAUGUGUCAACAGAAAGGCAUCGCCCUUGGACACUGGAGAAAUGCAACUGACUGUGAGCAAAACUGCCCUCAAAACAGCCAUUAUGAAGUCUGUGGAACCUCUUGUCCCUCCACCUGUCCCAGUCUCUCUUUCCCUUUUGACUGUGUUACUGCAUGCCAGGAGGGUUGCCAGUGUGAUGAUGGUUUUGUCCUCAAUGGAAACCAGUGUGUGCCACCAAUAGGGUGCGGAUGCUAUCACCAAGGACGCUAUCGGCAAGGGAGUGAACAGUUCUGGGACGGGGAGGAGUGUCAGAGCUUGUGCACCUGUGAUGGCACUACUGGGGUAGUCCACUGUGUCCCUAACUCCUGUGGUCCCCAGGAGUCCUGCCGUGUGGUGGAGGGUGAGUUUGGCUGCCAUCCAAACCCUCAUGGCACCUGCUCUGCCUCAGGUGACCCUCACUACCUCACCUUUGAUGGCAAGGCCUAUGACUUCCAGGGAACCUGCCGCUAUACUCUGGUGACCCUUUGUAAUACCACUGAUGGACUCCACCAAUUUUCUGUGGAGGCUAAGAAUGAGCCGUGGAGAGGGCUGCCAGUUUCAAUCACAGCUGAAGUUUUUGUAAAUGUGUGGGGCUAUCAAGUGCAUAUGUCAAGGGACAGCCACGGUUCGGUACAGGUGAAUGGGGUAACUAAAAACUUGCCUAUUCUCUUGAACGGAAGUCGUGUUUCUAUCUACGCAAGUGGAUCUCGCUCAUUUGUAAGUGCUGAUUUCGGCCUAAGUGUCACAUACGAUGGAGGGAGUACAGUAUCCAUCUCUGUACCACCAAGUUACAGAGGAAAAACAUGUGGACUUUGUGGAAACUUCAAUGGAAAUCCAAAUGAUGAGUUCCACAACCCAUCUGGAAUGAUGGUCACCACUCCAGAUGAGUUUGGGGCAGCUUGGAAAGUGGAAGGCAACUAUACCUGCAGUGAUGGGUGUGGGUCCUCUUGCCCACAGUGCACUGAUGAGCUACCUGCCAGAGCCCAAUGUGAGGUGAUUCAGGCAGUCAAUGGCCCCCUCAGCUUCUGCCAUGAGCAGGUGGACUCAGCGCCAUAUUUCAGCGACUGUGUGUUUGAUGUUUGUGUGUCGGGAAAUCGAGGCCAAGAUCUUCUGUGUAGGGCCAUUGAGGCUUAUGUCAGUGCUUGUCAGUCUGCUAAUGUCCAAAUCUACCCAUGGAGACAGAACACCAGCUGCAGACUAGACUGUCCAGCCAACAGCCAUUAUGAGCUGUGUGGUACCGACUGUGGCCACACCUGUGCAAGCAGCACUGAUGCCACCUGUGAGCAGGGUUGCUCUGAGGGAUGUUUCUGUGACGAAGGUUUUCUCAGGAGCGGGACGAGAUGUGUCCCUGUGGAAAGCUGUGGCUGUCAACAUGAUGGCUUCUAUUAUAACGACGGUGAGUCCUUCUGGACAGAAGGUUGCUCCCAGCGAUGU